Tachysurus vachellii is the source of this 572-nucleotide messenger RNA. RefSeq lists its product as uncharacterized. NCBI's taxonomy places the organism in Eukaryota, Metazoa, Chordata, Actinopteri, Siluriformes, Bagridae. The transcript is spliced from 2 exons. The record is from RefSeq and is a predicted model, not a curated record. The coding region runs from base 219 to 572 and encodes 117 amino acids.
UUAGGAUCCGUAUUAGAACGUCUCCACACCCUCAUGCGCUCCAGGGAAAACCAGACGAGAACAAAAGCUCAGUUUCUUCAUUUGGACAUUUUUGAUGCACUGAUUUUAUACCCAGUUGAUCAUAGAGAGAACAUUCGCUCUGAAAGGACAACAGGAGAUCAGACUCCUGAGAAGACGACGUCCAGGAAAAAGCUUCUAAAUUCCACAGAUACACAAAAAUGAUUCGGUCUGAAAUGGAAAAGGAGAUCCCUCUGUGUGUGUCUCUGCCCAUCGAGGUGACGGGUCCUGAACAGACGUUCCCUUUCCUCAACACCACACUUGCAGAUCUGGGUAUUGACGAAUCGGCGGUGAAAGAGCGUGUGGUGUUGAUGGACACCAAGCGCACACAGGUGAGGAGCAGAUCAGGGAAACUUAAGGAGAAGGAAGUGUCCGUGCUGGAGGUUCGAGUGAAAGCACAACUGCCGGGUCAAACCAAAUGCCAGGAGGUUCUGUACAGCACCGAGUCCCACACGGACCGCUCGUACUGCCGCAGCGGCAUCGCCUUCCUGCCGUGGACGCACACUCCAGGUUAG